CAAUGCCUAGUAUGUCUUCCCCUUUCUUCCAGAACCCGGAUUGGAACAUGUCGCAGGACCCUUACGAAAUUUUGUUCGAUUCGUUGCCAAGAAAUGAUGUUCUUGACCCUCUUCACGAUUCUCUUUCCUUCGAUAUGGUUGAUAAUUUCUCCAUGGCACCAAAAGGAAACCAUAGCAAGGCAAAUCAAGUGGUGGUGAAAUCUGAAGUGCAGAAUAAGGAAAGGUCGUACACAGGUGUAAGGAAAAGGCCUUGGGGAAAAUAUGCAGCAGAGAUCAGAGACACGACGAGGAAUGGCACUAGGGUUUGGCUUGGAACCUUUGACACUGCAGAGGCUGCUGCUUUGGCUUAUGACCAAGCUGCAUUUUCCAUGAGAGGCCAUAAUGCUGUGCUCAAUUUUCCGAUCAAAAGGGUCAAAGAUUCUUUGCAAGAGAUCCAAUAUAGCUGUUGCAAUGGUUCUUCUCCUGCACUUGCACUCAAGGAGAGGCACUGCAUCCAAAGAAAGUUCUCAUCAAAAGCUAAAAAGUGUAAAGGGAAAGGGACAUCAGAGGAUCCAACACAAAGUGUGGUGGUGUUAGAGGACUUGGGAGUUGACUAUCUUGAGCAACUUCUAAGCGUUUCUGAUCAAAGUGAAAGCCCUAGCUAUUGGCCCUAGACUAAACCUGGUUCAUUUUUUUUUUAAAUUUACUCCUUUUUCCUUGUUGUGUAUGGCUUUUUCAAGACAUCAAUUUUAUUGUUGUGUAUUGUGCUUCUCUCUUUAAUAAGUCCCGCACCACAUUCUCUGGGAUAUCCACUUUAAAAA
Molecule: messenger RNA, 800 nt
Organism: Glycine soja
Lineage: Eukaryota; Viridiplantae; Streptophyta; Magnoliopsida; Fabales; Fabaceae
Product: ethylene-responsive transcription factor 1B-like
Exons: 1
Coding region: 3-653 (216 amino acids)
Biological process (GO): regulation of DNA-templated transcription; ethylene-activated signaling pathway
Molecular function (GO): DNA binding; DNA-binding transcription factor activity
Source: RefSeq, a predicted model, not a curated record